Molecule: messenger RNA, 1911 nt
Organism: Peniophora sp. CBMAI 1063
Lineage: Eukaryota; Fungi; Basidiomycota; Agaricomycetes; Russulales; Peniophoraceae
Source: the annotation of a GenBank genome assembly
AUGAGCGACUGGUGGCUGAACGGCUUCCUAUUUCCCGAGCCGGUUAUACCGUCAGAUUUUUCACCAUCAUUCUGGACUCUCUAUGCACUCACGACUAUGACACCGCAACGCUUCGAGAGACUCCUGCGGGCCUGCGAGGUCGAUGAACAAGCGCGCGUCAGCCUUUUAGCUUAUCUCACACACAACAACCUCGCGUUUCAGCCAUGGGUGGAGGACCGCCUGGAGGCGAUACUAUCGCCCAUAACACGUCUGCCACCGGAGAUUCUAAUCGAGAUCUUUAGGCUCGUCGCCGAGCUUGAUCCUCCAUGGUGCUUUUUCCCUUUGGGAGACGAGGACGAGGACGAGGAUGAUGAUGAGGACGAGUUCCACUCCAUGGGAUGGCUCAGCCUCAGUCAAGUCAAUCGUCGAUGGAGAUACCUCUGCCUGAGCACGCCCGACCUGUGGGCAUCACAUAUCACUCUCCAUCCAAACGUCACAGAGCUCUUCCUAGAACGCGCGGGGCACCGCGCUCCGUUGACCAUCCAUAUCGAACCCGACAACCCUCUGGCGGUCGACGCGGACUUCGCCCUUCUCGUAGCGACCAAACUCAUCGGACGCCUGAGAAAGUUGGUCUGGUGCACACCUGAUGCGCCAAUUCUACGGACCUUGCUCGAUUCCCUUCAAGGUGGAUCAGAUCUGUCGUCUUUGGACCGUCUCCUCGUCGAGAAGAGAGGAGACCGGGAAGCCGAUUUGUUUCGCCAGAACUACGGCGUUGGCCCCAUCGACCUACCCAAUGCCACCAGCGUGGGCUUCCAAGACUGUUUCAUCCCCUUCUCCGCCCCUCGAUUGGUCUAUCUUAACCUCUCCCUUGUCGCUAUAUCUUGCGCCCAUCUCUUCGAUACCCUCAAGAGAUCACCAGGAUUGAAGUCUUUGGAACUUGAAGGGUGUAUCUUCAGCGAAGACGUCACUGGUUGUGCGGUCGUCUCGUUGCCGAAACUCCGAUCCUUCAUCUUCACCGGCUAUGGGGACGAAGAAACGCCGAUUUUUGUCUACAGUGCCAUCAUAGCGCACUUGCUACUACCUGCCUCGGCCACCUUGCUCAUCGACCUGAACGAUCAGCCUGGUCACCCAGAAGAGUUCGACCCCUUCGUUCCCACUGUACUAUCAUUAUGGCGCGAGGACCCGCCCUCAGGACUGAGGGUAAUCAGCCUCAAUCUUAAGCACUGCAACCACCAAAGCGCGCAGAUCGAGUUCUUCUCCGGUAUAUCUCAUGAUCACGCGAAACCGCACUACGAGCAUUGGGCCGAAGAUUUUUGGCAGGCUAAGCGCCGAGCCGAGUUCCGCAUCAAGAGUGCGCCGAAUGACCUCGUGCGAGCGAUCCAUACGCGGCUGCCCAUACGCGCGGAACUGGCCACAAUCGUGUACCUCUCAGCCGACGUGGACCAGUUCGACUUGGAGGGGUGGAUCCGUAUCUUUCAAGCUCUGCCCAACCUGCGCACGCUCCAGUUGAUUCGCCGCGCGGAUGAUGAGAGCGAUGAGGGUGGGAGUGAAGGCGAGGCGAUGGGUGCCGCUCGACCGGCUGAAUCUGUGGGCGCCUUCACCGCACUCGCGUCGCCCCUCGCAAUCGCCGUUCCUUCGGCGCCUGGCACCUCAAAUACAUCAUCACCUGCCCCUGCUGCCCUACCCCUUCCAUACCUCAACACUCUCUGGCUUACUCGGUACGGCGAAGAACACGGUAUACAUGACCAGUUCAUCCUCAAGCACCUAGCCGCGGCCGUCAAGAAACGCGCCGAGCUCCGCGCGCCGGCUUUGACGAGUCUGAGGCUCGACAUUGUCGAUGAGCCUAAAGAGGAGGAGGGGGAGCAGGGAGGAUGGGGGGAUAAGUGUGUGCUAAGUGGGUUGGUUGAGAGUGUUCGAUGGAGGGGGUGUUAG